Funneliformis geosporum is the source of this 334-nucleotide messenger RNA. The record is from the annotation of a GenBank genome assembly. NCBI's taxonomy places the organism in Eukaryota, Fungi, Glomeromycota, Glomeromycetes, Glomerales, Glomeraceae.
CAUUCUGGUACCAAUAACAAAAGACACAGAUCUAAGAGGAGCUAAAGUUUCUUUUACGAGUAACGUUAUUUUUCGUGUUGUCUUUUGGGAGGUUGGGCCAAAGCCAAGGAAUUCUUUGCAAAUACAGGAUGUGAAAGACCCUAUCUUUUUGUUAGCACAUACAUUACAAAAUGUCACAUCGGCUACAAUCGUAAAUGAACAAGUAAGAAAUCUGCAUGGCCCAUCAGAAAAAGCUUUCCAAGCAGCGGUUUACCGUGUCAUGAAUGAGCUACUUCCAAUUUCAAUGAAUUGCUUAUUUGAAGAAGAAUACGGGAGCAUAAGGCACUUGACCUAA